GGCCUCAUGAACUAACAAACCUGAGCAUUCCUGGGAUUUCUGCUGCUAGCCCUCGCUGCCAUUGCCCUCUCCCCUCCACACCCUGCCCAAGGCACAUCAGACAUUUCUUCUCUCCACUACUUAACCCCCUCCCGUCCGGAUCGAAUAGGAGAAAUAUUUUUCUGAGAUUGUGUUACACAAGCCCUUUCCCUUCUGCCUCUACUGGAGGAGAUAGACAGUUUGCCGGAAUGUUUACAGAUCCUGUUCCAGAACUCGACUGCCAUGGUUACUAUUUUAGGGGUGGAGUUUUCUUUGGGAGUAUGUUCUGCGUGCUUGUUUGGUGGAUCGUCAAUCGUCAGGUAUGCGAAAUUUUUCUGGAUUUCUUCCCUGCUUCUGGCUUCAUGGGAUGAUUUUGGUUUAACAAUUGACAGGCCCCCCCAACUGCUGCGAACGGGAGAAAAUUCCAGAGCCCUCCGAUGCUACAGAGCAAGCUGCCUUUUGGCAUUGAUUCCAUGCUCACGUUGAUGAGAUCUGUAAGGGAGUUUAGACUUCCGGUUGCCCUCAUGGAACUGCAUGAUCGGAUGGGAGAUACUUAUGCUUGUAUGCUUUUCGGAAUGAGGGCAAUCCGUACGAGGGACCCACGGAAUAUCAAGGCCAUUCUAGCCACUCAAUUCGAAGGCAAGUGGUAUUUCCCGCUGAGUUUCUUGUGAUAUGAAACUAACAUAUUUUAAGAUUACGGUCUGGCACAGGAACGCAAGGCUCACCAUUCACUCCUGGGAAAUAUGGGCAUCUUUUCCGUAGAUGGAGUUAGUUGGUCUCACAGCCGUGCACUACUUCGGCCUUGCUUCGAUCGUGCCAACGUAUCUGACCUCGGCCAACUGGAGGGGUUCAUGCAGAUUUUCUUCUCGAGGAUAAAUGAGCUCCCCCGGGAACCGUUCACUCACGCCCGGGCCGUUGAGCUCCAAGAACUUUUCCAAUGCCUCACCAUGGACUCCUCGGCCAAUUUCCUCUUUGGGAACCCUAUCGGCGCCCUCGCCCCCAAGAAGUACGCACUCGGGAAUGGCGAGAUGACUUUCAACCAAGCUUUUGAUAUUGCUCAGUAUGGCCUCGCUAUGCGAGCGCCAUUGUCCAGCUUCUACUGGCUGUAUAACGGGCGGGAGUUUAGAGAGGCAUGUUCGACUGCACGUACACAGGUUGCUGUCUACGUUUCUCGUACCCUUAGGAAGCUCAACCUUGCAGAGAAGAAUCCAGAGAAGAAGGGUUUGGGUAAGAAGUACGUCUUUCUGGAGGAGCUCGCGGAGCGAACCCAGGAUCCACGGGUACUUCAAGAUCAAGUGUUGGGUGUUAUGUUGGCUGGGAGAGACACCACUGCCGCCCUUCUAUCCUGGACUUUCUUGUGCUUGGCAAGGAAUCCGGAGGUGUUCAGAAAAUUGCGUGCAGAGAUUUCGGCGGCUGUUGGCGUUGACGGGGAUGCUAGGUUGCCCACCCAGGAGGAAUUAAGGAGCAUGCAGUAUCUGAGAUGGAUCAUCCAGGAAGGUGAGUUUUUUGAGAACUUUCCCAUUUGGAUAACCGUACUAAUAGCUGAGGGUAGUUCUCAGACUCUAUCCUCCAGUCCCCAUCAAUGCCCGUCGUGCCUUACGUGCAACCACUCUCCCUUACGGUGGUGGGCCAGACGGAAACUCUCCCAUCUCCAUACGCAAAGGAGAACGCGUAGUCUACUCUGCCUUCUCACUUCACCGUCGUACCGAUGUAUAUGGUCCUGACGCUAAUGAGUUCCGUCCUGAACGUUGGGGAGAAGAGGCUCUACGAAGGAUCGGAUGGGGCUGGCUUCCGUUCAACGGUGGCCCCAGGAUCUGCUUAGGGCGUGAGUUUACCACUCUAUCCCCUCUCUUGGAGAUAGUGCUAACAGUGGAAACAGAGCAAAUGGCAUUAACCCAUGCUUCCUACGUUGUCACGAGGAUGAUGCAAGUCUACAAGGAAAUAACUCCCAAGGAUUUCACUCUUGCAGAUGAUGCAUACGACACUAAGCUCGUCAUGGCUUCCGGCCGUGGUGUACAUGUUUUCCUUUCCUAA
Tuber aestivum (summer truffle) is the source of this 2052-nucleotide messenger RNA. The record is from the annotation of a GenBank genome assembly. NCBI's taxonomy places the organism in Eukaryota, Fungi, Ascomycota, Pezizomycetes, Pezizales, Tuberaceae.